This is a messenger RNA of Hermetia illucens (black soldier fly), 1094 nucleotides long. RefSeq names its product fork head domain-containing protein FD2 (gene FoxL1). Bases 86 to 1015 code for a protein of 309 amino acids. Gene Ontology annotation, molecular function: RNA polymerase II cis-regulatory region sequence-specific DNA binding; DNA-binding transcription factor activity, RNA polymerase II-specific. The record is from RefSeq and is a predicted model, not a curated record. Lineage: Eukaryota; Metazoa; Arthropoda; Insecta; Diptera; Stratiomyidae. Gene Ontology annotation, biological process: cell differentiation; anatomical structure morphogenesis; regulation of transcription by RNA polymerase II. The transcript has 3 exons.
GCGAGUUUGGAUUUUCGGAUAGUUGGUUCCGUUACGGAAAAGGAUAUUGUCAGUUUGAACUCGUGCUUAAGAAGACUAUCAAACAAUGCUACCUAAUAUUCCUUCGAGUCUUGGAAACAUGUCAGCUUUAGAACAAUUAAAUCGGAUUAGUAUUGAUUACAGUGUUUUCGGUGAAGUGAAUUAUCCGUUCAAUUUCAACCCUUAUACGGCACUGCCGCCCAAUCUUUGGCAAUUUCCCUUUUCAUUUUUGAAAAACUCCCAUCGGGCGGAAAAGCCACCGUUUUCAUAUAUCGCCCUGAUUGCAAUGGCAAUCAGCAGUUCGCCUAAACAGCGCUUGACCCUGAGUGGAAUUUACAAGUUCAUCAUGGACAAUUUUCCAUACUAUCGUGAUAACCGUCAAGGAUGGCAGAAUUCAAUCAGGCAUAAUCUCAGUUUGAAUGAUUGUUUUGUAAAAGUGGCGCGGGAUAAAAAUUCCACAGAGGAUGAUGGAGAUGGCGGUGGAAAAGGCAGUUACUGGAUGCUGGAUCCUUCGGCAAAUGACAUGUUUGAACAAGGGAAUUACAGGCGAAGAAGGACAAGGAAGCAGAGACAGAAUAAGCUACUUCUGGGAGGACAAACGAAGACCUUCAUCGAUGCCUCACAUCAGGACAACUCAAACGCUUCCAAUUCAACAGAUCCCACAACAAUUGAUGGCGAUGCACUGGACUCCACAUCCCCAUCAAUGGCAACAUCAUCUUUCCAUCCCAGCACAAUACAGCCGACCGACAGGAUAACGGAGCUCCACAAACAAUAUUUGGCAACAAUAGCACCUUUAAAUUUCCUAUUCAGAAAUAAUCUACCGAAUUGCAGCAAUUUACCAGAUAAUAAUCGAAAACAAGCUCAAACUCAACCGUCUACAAGUGAAACAAUUGAAUUGAAAGAUAAUAGUUGCACCAUUCCGAAUGAAGAUCGGGGGAGUAGCGCAAUCAGUAAAUCAUCCCUGUUUACAAUUGAGAAUUUAAUUAAAAAGGACUAGGUCUGCAGAGAAGGUGCGGCCGGGUCGAAUCCGGGCUGUAGGUGGCUGGUAUAAAUGGUCUAAUAUUAAUGAUGCUUUG